Messenger RNA from Phyllopteryx taeniolatus (common seadragon), 2060 nucleotides. Its product is annotated as protein LRATD2-like. The record is from RefSeq and is a predicted model, not a curated record. NCBI's taxonomy places the organism in Eukaryota, Metazoa, Chordata, Actinopteri, Syngnathiformes, Syngnathidae. The transcript is spliced from 2 exons. The coding region runs from base 386 to 1222 and encodes 278 amino acids.
UCAUGACACCUCCCAACAGUGGCUCACCGCAGGCUGCCUGAGUUUGGUCUUAAAACCAAUACUGAGUGUCCCACGACACACUGGCGUGGAGUGCGCUGCACUGCUAACACAAAGGCAGGAAGAGGAGUUCAAAGGAACACAUUCGAACACUCUCUGCUGUACAGGUGAGUCCAUUCAGGAAAAUGUGACCGGGUGACGUCAGACUGUGACAACUUGAGCGAGAGUGACGUGACGGCAAAGAAGUGUUUCAGUGUGGGCCAGACUGAGCCAACAGGUGCUGCUCCAGUGGAGGAUUUCCAAACCGGGACAUGGAUUAUUGGCGACACUUUGGAUCGCGUUGAAGAACAGGUGGAUUCCGUUUGCGCGCUCCACUCCUUUCACCUUUAUGGGGAACCAGGUGGAGAAACUAACUCAUCUGAAUUACGUGGAAGUGCCCACGUCGGACCCGAAUGGCCUGGAGCCGGACGUGGACGACGGACCGCGCAUCGGCGUCUCUUACAUUUUCUCGAACGACGGUGGCGGCGACGACGACGACGAGGAAGACAAUUCGGAGCCCUUCCCACCGGAGAACCCCCUCGCGAAGCACGAAGAGAAGCCGUUCGCACCCGAAGACGAGCUGGAGUGUUCGGUUUACUUCCGAGAGGAGUGCAUGUUCGAGCGGGGCCCCGGAACCGCCACGCACUCGGCCGAGAGUCUGCUCAACAAGUGCAGACCCGGAGACGUGCUGGAGUUCGUGGCCACGGGACAGUACCCGCACUGGGCCGUGUACGUGGGCGACUUCCAGGUGGUCCACUUGCAUCGGGCGGAGAUCAAGAACGGCUUCCUCACCGACGUGAGUCAGGGCAAGAGGGGCCGCAUCGUGAACGCUCUCUACCGCUACAGGGCGCUCCAGCCGCAGAUGAUCGUCCGUAAUGCCGUGGAUCACGUGGGCUCCAGGGACCGAGAACUCUACUGGAGGAACUCCGAGUGCUUUGCGGCCUGGUGCCGCUUUGGUCGGCGAGAGUUUAAAAUCGGAGGAGAGAUCAGGAUCGGAAAACAGCCUUACCGCUUAAAUAUGCACUUUUCCGAUAAGAAGAGCCACGUCCUGGAGUUCCAGAGCCUGGAGGACGUGAUCAUGGAGAGGAGGAGGAAUGACCAGAUCGGGAAGGAUGCUGUAAUGCAAGAACUGGCCAAUCACCUGAACGCAGCGCAGGAUUUUCAAGAGGACUCUUUAGGAAACUGACGCUGGGUUUAAUUGCCUUUGGGCUGUGAGGGACUGAAUACUCUCAAUUAGCGCAGUUCUAUUGGUUUAAACAUAACUGUGCUAACAGGUGGAGUGACACUUGUUUACAUUCAAAUCCUCACACAUAAAGACACAAAAUGGGCAUCUAUCUAUUAUGUGACUUUUGUGGGAUGCAGUUGCACCUGUGAAAAAGCCAGCAUUUAAUAGCACACAGUCCUAUUUUUCUCUGUUUGUAGCCAAUCAUGUAUCACUUUAAAAAAAAAAAAAAAUAGUCGACUUCAUAUUUUUUCAACCUGUGCCAUAAAAUUUCUUUGAUAGAUUGUUUUGCAAUUUAAAAAUGAAAAGAUUACAGAAGAUGAAAAUUCCAAACACGAGCAGAGGGGGGAAAAAAGAAACAUGCAAGGUCCAGUGUUGAUCAAUAUGAUAAAGAAAAUAAAACUUGAGACAGAGUGGUCAGUUUUGUUGACUAAAUAAGGACACCAUUUUGCCACUGUUUUCAACAAAUCAUUUGGGAGGCAUAUUUGCGCACUCAAAAAAAGAGUGUUGAACAGGUUAAUACAAAAAUUAUGUAAAUAUAUUUUAUAGAGCAGAAUAUGCUCAUUCUUGUAUGUGCAACUUUGUGGUUUGAGCGUGCAAAGUUGUGACUGCACUUAUUUUUUUCUUCCUGUCAUAGUCAAAAUGCUUCUAUCCAAUCAUUGCACAGCUUUAACUACUUUUUGGAUACUUUGUCAACACUGUUUGAAGUCAUUAUUCAGCACUUUUAUUGAUACGUUUAUUUUUUUUAAAAUAAAAAAAUUUUGUAUGAAGGAAUCUGUAAAUAAAUAUUUGACCAAUGCAA